This is a messenger RNA of Solanum dulcamara, 1144 nucleotides long. RefSeq names its product two-component response regulator ORR29-like. The record is from RefSeq and is a predicted model, not a curated record. NCBI's taxonomy places the organism in Eukaryota, Viridiplantae, Streptophyta, Magnoliopsida, Solanales, Solanaceae. Gene Ontology annotation, molecular function: DNA-binding transcription factor activity; DNA binding. The coding region runs from base 103 to 822 and encodes 239 amino acids. The transcript is spliced from 5 exons.
UCAGACUCUACGUAGCCGUAAUUCUCUUCUUUCUUUUUAUGGUUACAACCUAAUAUAUUGCUAUAUAUAUAAGUUUGGCCAAUCUAUUUUUUAUAUGUUUUGAUGAUGGAAUUGUCAAUAAUGAAAAAGAAGUGUUCUAAAAAAAUAGUUGUUAGACAGUACAAGAAAUCAUCAAUUCCUCGACUUAGAUGGACACCUCAACUUCAUGAACUCUUCAUUGAAGCUGUUCAACAUCUUGGAGGAGGACAUAAAGCAACUCCAAAGAGAAUUCAACAGAUGAUGGCAGUAAAGGGAUUGAAGAUUUCUCAUGUUAAAAGCCAUCUCCAGAUGUACAGAAACUUGAAGGAGCCAGCCAACCUUAAUAUUGUUAGGUCUAUGAACAACUUCCAUGAAGAGAGACCACAAUUCUCAUUUUCUUGCUCUUCCCCACUUGAGCAUGUAUGUGAAACGUUAGAAUAUGGUCCUUCAAAGAGCAGCAAGCAGAUUGACCCUCUAAGUGAUCAAUCCCCCAAUUACAAAGCAAUAAUCAAUGCACAUAUUGCUGAAAAUAAUAUAUAUUGCUAUGACUACCAGGAAGCACAAGGAAGUUUAAGUAGUGGAAUGACAAAGGAAGAAGAAGAAGAUGGUGGUCCAAGUAGUGAAAUUUGUGAGUUUCCACAUGAAGCAGAUGGUGAAUGUGAAAGGGAGAUCAAUUUUUGGCCUUUAGAUAAUUAUCAUAAAAAUUCCCAAUGUGAUACCUCCGCAAAGCAAGUUGUGCAAUCUACAAAGGACAAUUCUCACAUUAACCUAGAUUUAUCUAUCUCUUCAUGUUUCUAUUGUUAAAUAAAAUUAGGGAUCGCUGAUUAAUGGGAUAAGGAUAAUAAUCUUGAGAUAUUUGACUAUAUUUGAUAAUGAAUAUUAUUUAAUCUCAAGAUUAUUUUACUCCACUGUCUCAUAUAGAAGAUGGUGGAGUAAAAUAUCCUCUUUAUCUAUCCCGUUUCACCGACCAAACGACCCUUUGUGUAAUAUAGAGUAGUCCCCCUAGCUAGUAUUUUAUACAUUAACGUGGGAUACCAAUAACGCUGGCAUUUGUAUCUAGGAGCCCAGUAAUUUUUGUACGAAUCAUGAACAAAGAAACUCUAGUCGAUUAAUUAUUUAAUUCUUA